UGUCGAUAAGUUGCUUUUAAUUCUGAGAGUUUCUAAGUCUUAAAUCAUGGAUUCUAAGUCUCGACUUUUUGUAUUUACGUUAAUAGUACUCCUAAAUUUGGUCCCCAAUAAGUGCAAUGCCAGAUCUCUGGAGAAAAACCCAGAAGGUAACAUUCUUAAAAUUUCAGAACGCGAAUGCAAUUUGCUUCUAAAACGCCUCAAACGAGAUGCAGACAACAAUUUUAUCGAAGACGACGAUGCGUUCAUUGAGAAUCUGAUCAAGUCCACUCUGACAAAGGAAAAACAAAAGUGUAUCGACAAAUACCACCUCCUGGAAAUGCCCAGACGAGUUACCGAAUCCGAUGAUGCUGAUGAAGCUCGGGAGCUUCGGAGAGAAGUUGCAAAACUUAAAGACCUCGUUAAUGUCAUCAAAGAUCAAAGGUACAUUUUAAAUUCCCUUGAUGUUCCUGCUCAGAAACAUGUGGACACAGAUGUGGUCCAUUCAAAAACCAGUGAGCAUCAACAAUAUGAUACUUUACGAGAUGAAAUGAGGAAGCUUCAGAAUCAGAUUGAGAAUGCUCAACCCAAAGCGGAGAUUUCAAAAUUUAAAGAUACGCAUAAAGCAGAAGUGCAGGAUAAAUUGGAUAAGCAACAAUUGGAGAUAACCAAUUUGAAGAACUUGUUACAAGGUGUCCUUGUAGAGAUGAAAGCUGUUAGGAAGCAAAGCACUACCACCACUACUACAGAAUCUCCAAAAGCUUCACAGGAUAUCACUCAGAUGAUUCAGGAGCUUUCUUUGUUGGAGAAAAAAUUGUCAAAUAUGCAACAUCAACCUGCUACCUCUGGUGGUAAUACUGAAGUGGUAGCAAUGCGACCACCUUCCGGACAACCUCCAUUCGCAAUCAACCAGAAUGGAUCUCUAUUAAGUCAAACACAAGGAAGAUCUGCUUCAGCUUCCGAAAGAGCUUCUGAAGAUGAACUAGACGCAUUACUGAGCGUACUCACUCCUGAAAAAUCCACCUCUUCUGUUGAAAGUCUUCUUAAAUCACUCGACUCUGAUUCUGAUGAUGAGAUACAACGUCGUAUUCAAACCCUGGAAAAGCAGAUGAAACGCAGAAAGAAGCAGCAGUUGGAAGACCAACUCAAGAACCUGGAGAGACAACUGACACAUUCAUCAAGCCAGUCCAUUCAGAGUAAAUCGGAUGAUAGUGAUCUAGGGGAUAAUGCACAAUUGAAACGUCUACUGGUAAAGAUGAUCAAGAAGAAGAAUCAGCAAACUGAGAGUAAAAGUUUGGAUGAUGAUGAGGUCCUAGACGAAUUAAAGGCCCUACAGAAAAGUAUCAAGAGUUUAAGCACAGAUGACGAUGACCUGUUUGAUGACCUGGAAGAGAAGAAUGGAAGUUUAGAUGUCACCAUUGAAAAACUGAUCAAUGCUGGUGGUUCCGGAGGUGGAAUUCCUCACAGAAGAAGGAAAUUAUCCCAGGCGCAGAUAAAGGCACUUCGAAGGCGUAUCAUGGCAAUGAAACAGGGUAAUUCAGGAGGGGGUAGUGAUUAUUCUGAUGUAGGUGAUUUAGGAGGAGGUACAGACUCAGAACAUAGUUUAUAUGGAUCUGGACAUGGCCAGGGACAUGGUUAUGGACAUGGAGAAGACUUUGGUCCUCAUUGGCAUGUCACACCUAUAGGACCAGGAGGUACCUAUGCAGCUGGUCAAGCAGAUAGUGGGUUCUAUGGUGCCGGUGGGCCUUCAGGUUAUGCUCACGAAGGUUUUGGGCAAUACGGACAUGGAUCAAGUGCUGGGCAAGGUGGUCCAUCAUACGGACCAAACAAAUACGGUCCUAUGUUCGGAAACGCAGACCACUUCUAUGGAAAUCAAGACAUGUACAGCAACAUUCCCACAAAUCAAUUCGGGACCCCUGUUUAUCCUGGUUAUGCAGGUUAUCAUGGUGGAUAUCCUGUGUAUUCUGGUUAUCAAGGAGGUGCUUCCUACGCGUCUCCUGCAAAUAUAGCUAAUUCGGGAUCAUAUGGUUCUUCGAAAUAUUUUGGUAGUGCUACCGCCUCUGCAUCAGGUGCUGGUUCUUAUCAGGGCGCUGGUGUGGCCAACUAUAAAUCGUUUUUUCCCGCGGCGCAAGAGUCUCCUGGUAGCUCUUAUCACCCGCAACAAAAUUCUGGAACGCCAGGCGCGGCUCAAUCUUAUCAAAAUCAACCAACGUCUAACAACCUGGGCCCUGCCUCAGUAACAGACCUAAAGAAUCAAAUUUACGAACUGCAAGGUGUUAUCAAUACCUUUAACAAACCAGAAUACGUACAGAAACCUGAAGAUAAAGCAAUUGUGUACAAUCUGAACAAGCAGAUUAGCGAACUGAAAGGUGUCGUAAACACUUUACAGGAUACACCUUACAGUGGUGGUCCAGGGUCUGCCCAAUCUGAAACAGCUUACGUUGCCCCACAUUCUGAUGUCUACGCACCAGCUGCUGCAGGGCCUGGUCCAGGUCAAAGCUAUUCCGCACCAGCGGAACAAGAAACUCAACCGCAUUCUGUUCCUCUUCAACCCCAACCACAACCACCUGCAGUUUAUGCAGCUCCAGCUCAACCCCAAGCGGAAACACAACCUCAAGGAGAAUACCAACAUCCCCCAGCAGCAAGGAGUUACCAAAAUUACCGAAAACGUCGUGGUAUAGAUGUCCACUCUGCCAUCCAUCGCAACGAAGAGGUUAUCAACACUCUGGGCGCACUCCUCGGGAAUAUCCUCGGUGUUUACGAUGAGAACAACAUGGUUGAAGCAGAACCACCACCAGUUUACCCUAAACCAGAAGUUCCCCGAGUGUUUGACGACAUCAAUGCGAAGAUUGCAGACGUAAGAAAACAGUUAGAUCACCGGAUGUACCAACAACGACAGCGUCUGAAUCAACCACUGCUUCCACAACUACUCAGACCAGCUCCACAACUCAGGAGUAAUGAAUACGACAGUUACAAUAAUUACGACAGUUACGACGACGGCUACGGCAAGAACAAAGAAACAAAACUAUUCAAAGUGAAGAAAGAUGAUAAGAAGUCCGAUGUAUUCGAUAAGGUAUUCGAAAAGAUUAUUGAUAAAGUACUAGACAAAUUGAAGAAAGCAUUUCCAAAAAUCAUCGAAAUUAUUUUCGGUAAAUUUGAAUUCACUAAUGAUUAUUAUGGCGACAGUGAUGGUUACGGGGACAAUUAUGGCGCACAAAGUUAUAAAUACGGUGAGGAGCAUGGCUUGGCUGAUACAUUCCAUGGAAUGGGUCUGUUUGGAAUCCUACCAAUGAUAAUCAUGAAGUUUCUAUCAAAAUUCCUCUAUAUAGUUCAAUACCUACAGAAAUAUAAAUUCUUCAAAACAUUUCUCAUACCUGCGCUUGUCCUCCUGCUAGCAGCAGGCGGAAUUAUCUUCUUGGUGUGGUGGUUACAGCCCAAUGAAGAAACCGAGUAUAAACAGAUUUCAUACGGGGAAACUUAUCCCUCUUACCGGUCAAGUCAACCAGUAGCAACGUACCAACAACAAUCUUCAAUAAAACACACACCGCAAUUACCAACACGACGCGUUUCAGACAGUUUUGAUAGAAGACUAAAUCAAGGUAAUGGAUUGAGAAGUGUUCCAAACAACCGGGACGGUUUUGAUAGAAGGAUAAACCGGUUCCAAAGAUAAUAAAACUGUAUUUCAACUAUAAACAAACACCUUUGACGCCUAGUAAAUUAUUAAUCUCAUGUAUAGUGUGAUGCUUUGCUCUAUUCUAUAGGAAUGUUCUAAUAAAUAAAUAAAUCAACCUAA
This is a messenger RNA of Dalotia coriaria, 3769 nucleotides long. RefSeq lists its product as uncharacterized. Gene Ontology annotation, cellular component: endosome. The coding region runs from base 47 to 3646 and encodes 1199 amino acids. NCBI's taxonomy places the organism in Eukaryota, Metazoa, Arthropoda, Insecta, Coleoptera, Staphylinidae. The transcript has 3 exons. Gene Ontology annotation, biological process: protein transport to vacuole involved in ubiquitin-dependent protein catabolic process via the multivesicular body sorting pathway. The record is from RefSeq and is a predicted model, not a curated record.